CCAAGCAGCCUUUUCGCCAACCUUCCAUUUCUGAGACAUCUCUCGCAGAGGAAAAUUACACAUCGAAAGGGCAGCGAGAUACGGCAGAACGAAAGAAAAGAUCUUCUUCUCAGAGUGGGAGGAAAAGUCACAGGCUUUGAUGGAGGAUCUUUAAUGGCAGAGAAGGAUUUCUGCAGAAAAUCGCAUAUUUUCCUCAUUUUCUCAUAAUUUUUUUCUAUAAAAUCUUACAGCAGAUUAGAAUCCCAGAAAAACCCGGUUCCGAUUUUUUCUCAUCUCGUUCAAGAUCUCGUGUUUAAAUGACUACAGAGAGCAGAAGGUUAAAAAGGUAAUUUUUCACUAGAGAGAGAGAGAGAGAGAGAGAGACAGAGUUGCAGAGAAUAAAUAAAGGAGGGACGAGAGAACAGAAAGAAAAACAAAUAAAAUAAACUGAAAGAUUCACGAUAUUGUCAGCAGCUGAGAAAAAUGAGGUAUCUUUCUUUUUGAGGACACGUCGCUCCGAAGAGAGAGAGGGAGAGAGCUUUUUUAAAGCUUUCAAGUUCUGAGAAGAAAAUCCGAGCUUCUGUUUGAAAUUUUGAGAGGUGGGUUUUCUCUCUUUUGCCUUUCUACUCUGGUUUUCGCACUUUUCUAAUCGGUAUUUGUGUUGGGUCUUGUCCGUAAUUAUAGAUUUAAUAAUGGGUUUUUUCGGUUUUUUCUUUCUGUGACAUCGCUUUUUGUCUUCUAAUGCAGUUCUUCACGAGGCGUUGACAGGUUUUUCAAAAAUCCCUUAUCUCCAUCCCUCCUUUCAACAAUCUCCUGCUUCUCUCUCUCUCUCUCUCUCUCUCUCUCUCUCUCUCUCUCUCUCUCUCCUCAAUUCUCUUUGGUAACAGCCAACAUGUAAAGAAAUUUCAGCCGGGUUUUUUGGUUUCUUCUUUGUUCCAUCUGUAGGACUUGCUCUCUCUCUCUCUCUCUCUCUCUCUCUCUCUCUCUCGUCAGUUCUCUUUGGCAACAUGUAAAGACAUUUCAGCUGGGCUUUCGUUUCUUCGUUUUUUUCAUCUGUAGUUAUUAGGUGUCUCUCCUUUUGUUCUGUUUGUUUCAUUUUUGGCCGGAAUUGUCAGUUUCCGUCUUCCGGGGAAUGGGGCGGGCGUCGAGGUGGCUGAGGAGCUUGUUGGGUGGGAAGAAGGAGAGAGAUCACAGGGGGGAUUCGAAUUCCGGCAGUGAAAGGAAGGACAAGAAAAGGUGGAGUUUUUGCAACGUGGGUGGGGAUUCGAGCGUGGGUCAGAUUCCGGCGAGUGUUCAAGGGAGCAUUCCCACGGCAGAGGCAGCCUGGUUGAGGUCUUAUUACAAUGAGACUGAGAAGGAGCAGAACAAGCACGCGAUUGCCGUCGCAGCAGCUACAGCUGCGGCAGCGGAUGCAGCUGUUGCUGCGGCGCAGGCUGCAGUGGCUGUUGUUAGGCUUACGAGCUAUGGGAGGGGGACGAUGUUCGGUGGCCAUGAGCGCUGGGCUGCUGUGAAGAUCCAAACUGCGUUUCGAGGGUAUUUGGCAAAAAAGGCUCUUAGAGCCCUCAAAGGACUGGUGAAGUUGCAGGCUCAUGUCCGAGGUUAUCUUGUGCGAAAACAAGCUGCUGCAGCUCUUCAGGGCAUGCAAGCUCUCAUACGAGCUCAGGCCAAUGUCCGGAUGCAGAAAGCUCGCAGUCUCAUUAACACCGAGUGGAGGAUUCAGCCAGAAAUCCAUCCCCGUAAAUCGAUUGAAAGAUUCGACGACACGAGAAGCGAACACACAGCAUCAAUCCACAGUAGGAGGCUCUCAGCACCCCUUGAAGCUACCAUCAAUGCAAAUGCCUUCGAUGAGAGCCCAAAGAUCGUUGAAAUUGACACUUGUAGACCGAAAUCAAGAUCCCGCCGGAUCAAUGCCUCUAUGUCAGAUUGUGGCGAAGACCUGCAUCCCCAAAUGCUCUCCUCCCCACACCCAUAUCAUAUUCCUGCCCGUCUCUCCAUACCUGAGUGCCGUAAUGUCCCGGAGUUUGAUUGGGCACUCACGGGCGAUGAAUGCAGAUUCUCCACCGCCCAAAGUACCCCUCGGUUUGUGAAUACAAGUGGGUCGAAUGCUGGAAUGCCUGUAACACCUGCAAAGAGCGUCUGUGCUGAAAACUUCUUCCGUCGGUACUCUAAUUAUCCUAAUUACAUGGCAAACACACAGUCAUUUAAGGCAAAACUAAGGUCUUAUAGUGCUCCGAAGCAAAGACCUGAGCCAGGGCCCAAAAAAAGGCUAUCGUUAAAUGAAAUGGUGGAAUCGAGGGCAAGUUUGAGCGGCGUCCGAAUGCAACGGUCGUGCUCGCAGGCCCAAGAAGCUUUUAGUUUCAAAAAUAUUGUAAUGGGUAGGCUGGAUAGGUCUGUUGAGAACGUUAGAGAGUCAGAGAGAGACUACUUGCAGAAGAGAUGGUGAAAAGAGCCCGUGUGAGCUUGAGCUUGUUUUCCUCUCUCUGAUCCUAUUGUAAGAAAUGAAAAAAAAAAAAAAGAAAAGAAAAAAAAAACACAAAGGUGUGCCACUUCUCAAAACAUGAUGCGAUUUGAAUUUGUUUGUAGCUCUGAUUUGAACUUCAUAUUGAAUAUCUUCAGCUGUAUUUGGAUUUGA
Molecule: messenger RNA, 2611 nt
Organism: Magnolia sinica
Lineage: Eukaryota; Viridiplantae; Streptophyta; Magnoliopsida; Magnoliales; Magnoliaceae
Product: protein IQ-domain 26-like
Exons: 3
Coding region: 1112-2422 (436 amino acids)
Molecular function (GO): protein binding
Source: RefSeq, a predicted model, not a curated record